This is a messenger RNA of Penicillium pulvis, 5013 nucleotides long. RefSeq names its product nuclear pore complex Nup192/Nup205 family protein. The record is from RefSeq and is a predicted model, not a curated record. Lineage: Eukaryota; Fungi; Ascomycota; Eurotiomycetes; Eurotiales; Aspergillaceae. The transcript is spliced from 4 exons. Gene Ontology annotation, molecular function: structural constituent of nuclear pore. The coding region runs from base 1 to 5013 and encodes 1670 amino acids. Gene Ontology annotation, biological process: nuclear pore organization. Gene Ontology annotation, cellular component: nuclear pore inner ring; nuclear pore.
AUGACAGAGCUCACCCGCAACCUCGCCGGCCUGCGAGGCCUGUAUCAGGACCUGUCUGCAAUCUCGGACUCUUCGCUGGGCAACAUUGAUCGCCUGGUCUACGAAUUGGACGCUCAUAUUCAAGACUUCCGAAGACUCCUAGACAAGCCCACGAAAAACGGUACAAGUCGCCAACAAGUUCUCUCAGGGAAAAUCACUGUUGCCGGUAUACCACACGAAAUCAACCAUGACUUCCAGCAGGGCGCACUACAGCUGGCUGACGCCCUGAACCUCGAUGAGCUACAAGCUGCAGAGAUGUUCUAUGCCGCACAGGAUGAUUCCCAGGUUUUGGAUCGGCCUCCUUUGAUCACUGCCAUUAUGCGAUUCCACGAGCGUCGGUCUUUCCUCCUAGAGUGCCUGCGCCUAAUUUUCCGCGAGGCUAAUGAGGUCGAACGAGAGCGAACUUCGGCUAUCUUGCAUGAUGUUCUUUCCGAUAUCCUGGAGGUCAAAAACAGCACCAUGCAGAAUGCCUCGCUUUAUGCAAGGAAAGGCAUGCAGGCCAUGGCCGACAUCGAAACAUGGCUAUUGCUUCUUGCGGAUCAGGUCCAAAAAGUUUCAGUCAUUGGCUUUGGAGAACACCGCGAAAUCAUGGAGGCUAUUGAAUACCAGCGUCACAGUCUGCAGCAACAGCACGAAUCACUCGGCGCUAUCAUGUUCUACCUGUUCAAGGGCACAUACACAAGCCCGGAGGACUUCCGCGCUCUCGUCGCACAAUUGAAAAAGCUGGAUCGCUUUGAUGGGCUAUUGAUCCAUUAUAUUCCCGUUGCGAUCGCAUCUUUCGUUCAGCAUGGAUCUCCAGAGGGCUCUGGUGUACAGAAGGAUGCUCGAAGUCUGAAUGAAGUUAUUACCAGUAGCAAGGACGGUCAGACCUGGAAAUUACCCACCUUCCAUGCUGCUAUCAUCGCUCUGUGGUUGUCAGUCUACAGCGGGUGGUACUUUGAUGAUGGACCAUCCUCGCCGGUUGCCGGUGCUGACCUGGAAAAAGAAGCGAGGGAACGCACGAAGAUGUUUAUGACUGCCCUUGACGACGGUGCCCUCGAUUUUAUGCUCGCAAUCUGCUCUAGUAUCAACAGUGAAGAAUGGGCUGAUCCAGCACGAACAGAGCUGGUGGCGCUGCUCCUCAGAGAAAGUGUCAUCACAUUACCAGAGCUUGACUCUUGCUCUGAAUACAUGAAGGAGCUUUUGAUGGAAAACUUCGAAGUGUAUGUUGAGUCAUGCAUUGCAAACAUGCCGGAUGCUGUUCGAUUGCUCAAGUCCGAGGAAGACACUCAAAGGUUGGACCAAAUCACUGCUCUGAGAGAUGGCCUGACAUCAAGUCUCCACCGUGGUUUGGUGGAGGCUCGAACUCACCUCGAGUCCCUCCUGAUGAUAAUAUCAUUUUCUUUUGAGCAGCGGCAGGAUGCUGCACAGGAAUUUUGGGCAGAUCCUGAUGGCAACCUUUACGGCUUUCUCCAGUGGGCCUCGAAGCGCCAGACGGUUCCUCGAGUCAGUGCUUUUUGCGAAAUGCUCUGCUCUAUCUCUGAGGGUGAGGAAAAUGCAACUGCCGCGCAUCGGUUUCUGUCGGAGGAAGACAAAUUUAUGGGCUCAAAAUUAAAACGGUCGACAACAAUGAACUGGAUGCAAAUGUUUGCUGAGCUGCGUCUCUAUGCCAACCGAGUCACGGAGAAGCCACAAACUACUACUGCUCAGCAGAGUGCGGUGCGGGCCCGAAAAUCCGAGCCUGUGGAUAUGAGCGAACCUGAGAGCCCAGUCAUGUUGACUUGUUACCUCCGUCUCAUGGGACAUCUGUGCAAGCAAAGCGCAACCAUUCGAGACUGGAUGUUGCAAAAUCAAAACUUCGCCGUUGUGGACACCCUUUUGAAGCUGUGCAGUGGCCCGAUCCCAACACACCUCAGAGCGACUACCUUUUCCACGCUCUCGGCGUUAAUGACCGAUAAGACGUUCGCCAAUGGAAAUGAAAUGUGGCUGCGGGUGGAUGAAUAUUUGUCUAGCGAGCUCCUAGCUUCCUUGUGCAUAGGUAAAGUUCCCAGUAUUUCAAAGGGCGUAUGGCGCCAGCAGCAGGCUUUACAGAUGAUUGGAGAGAGCUUUGAUCAGACCAAUGCACUCGUUGGUUUACUCAAUUCGCUGAUUACCCCGGCGUUCGAUUUGACUGACAACCCUCUGUCGCUUUCUUUCCCGGAAUCAUUGGGCUCGGCGUAUCGCAUGCCAGGCGUUGAACCUUACAUCGACUUUGUCAUGGGACAUGCUGUAUCUCGCAAGAUCCAAGAACUCAAUGAUUACCAGUCCAGCUUGCUUACCUAUAACUGCAUGGAAUUCAUUGUGGCAUGCCUACGAGCCUUCAAUGAGGAUCUUGUCACCAUUCUCAGUCAGCCAUCGCACGCCUCUGAUUACACAGCAACAACUACGGCGCUUACCAGCUACGUUCGACUUCACCCCUUUGCCCGUGUUAUGGAAUGGCUUUUCAAUGAGGACGUCCUCAAAGCCUUGUUCGCAAACAGUAACAAGGAUAUUGCAGAGAUCGCUCAGGCAUCGUCCAAUUCUGUUAUGGUAUUGACUCUUCUCCGCACUAUUGAGGUGAUGAACUUGAUCCUGGAUCUACAGUCCACGUAUUUCAACAUUGUGAAGCCAAUGGUCAAGGUCAGCCCUGCAACGAACAAAAUUAAUGUUGCAAACUCGUCGCUCGCUUCUUUUGAAGAUAGCGUGCUGAACAAUCUGGGUCUUGUGCCUGCGCUAUGCCUCUAUUGCGGUACAGGACACCAACAACUUACUGUUACCUCCAUGACAUUGCUGGAAAAGCUCUCAAGCUCUCGCAAGCUGAACAAGAUGUCGACUCCAGAGAUUUCCAGGUGGCAAUCCUCAAACAAGAUCGUGGAGGUCCUCGCUAGUGAGGUGGAUAUUGACAGCAUAUCCCGUUCGCUCGUGGCGCAGAUGGCACCGGAUGAGAGGGAACUUGAAUGGGGUGCUCAGGCGGCCGGUUAUGUUAUUCGAGAAAGCCUUCUGGCUCUGUUGAACAGUUGCCUCGGAAUGAUCACAGAUCGCCCCACCGUCGCACAUCUUCUACUUGGGUUCGGUUCUGUUGGCAAUAUGCUUGAUGUGCCAUCAGAGGGCCUGUUCGCAAUGCGGUCGUCUCUUUUGCAUGCCAUCAUUGAUUUCCUGCGGGACUAUCCUGAUGAACUUGAUGGUACUAUUGUAUCUUGGACUGUCCACCUCAAACGCGUUGCCUUUGAGGUUCUUCGGCACCUCUGGUCUUCAAAGCUGGCAACAUACUUCACUCUUGGUGAGAUGCGUAUCAGUGGUUUCUUACCGCAUGUGUUCUCUGGACAGACCCUUGUCGGUCCUAACACUGCCUGGCACGGCUUUCCUCUGAUGUCAGAUGAGUUCUGGCUGUCCGAGGCCACGUCAGCCUUGAGUGAAUUCUUGCUUUACAGAAGUCAUUUGUUUGCAUACGCUGCGACGGAAAUUCGCGCGGCAGCCAAGGUCGGGUCGCCUACUCUUCAAGCAGAGACACUCUCAACAUUACUCGGUGACUCUGUUCUGGAUAAUGGCGACUCUAUCAAAACCCACUCCGUCUUCGACCUCUUUGACUUUGCUGAUCUUGAAGUCGCUCGCGAGUUCGAGUUGCCGCAGCUGCAGUUGCUUGGUAACAUUCCUUUCGAUAUCUGCGCCAAGAGGAAGGAGGAUUCGUUCGUGCUCUAUAAUAUUGCUGAACUUGAAGAACUAAUUCAAGUUGAGAAGGCGAAGAUUUUCAACUAUGGAGCGCCCCGGUCUCAAGACGAAGAAUUGUUCAACAAAGAGGCAGAUGCCUUGAAGGCGAUCAUCCACGCGACAAAUCAAUCGCGUCAGAUCCAACAGAACCGAUACCUCGCUCUCCGUUCUUGGGCAGAGCUUGUCACCACCAUAGUCAGCUGCUCUGUCCUAGAUGAUUCAAACAGACCAACAUUCAUUCUGCACUCCAUCCAACUCAUUCUCCCCAAGUUGGAGAUUGCCAUUGAGGGAGACUCACCGGAGGCGAUUGAGCUAGCACGGCUGGCUGAAACCCUCAUUGGUAAACUCGCUUCUGACUUGUCUGCAACUCCUGGCUCGCAGAGCGGCGACGUCAUUGACGAAAAGUUACAUCAGCUCUUCCAAGUAUCUAUGCGCGGCAUCACGUUGGCUACAGGAAAUGUGUCUCUGAGGGAGGUCCUUUACGGAAUCUGCUCUCACUACAUUACUCGCAUCACAACAUCCGAGUCGGUUCAUGCCGGUCUGCAACGGCAUAGUCAGCAAGUGAUCAAGACAGCCGGGCCUGGUCUUGUCGAGAUCAUCUGUGACGACGCAUAUACUGGCCAGGAGGCUUGUCGAGCUGCCGCUUUGCUUCUCCUGAACUGUCUGGCGGUUCUGGACAGUCGCACUGAUUGUGUUCUCGCGGAAUUGAUCUCACAGUCCAACUAUCUCAGCUUGUUCCUGGAUGCCGUUAGAUCCUUGCCACAUGAAUUACGCAAUGCCCCAGCAAAUGAUACCCCCGCUCUCUUGGCAUUCUAUGAAUCCCUGCUGGCUUUGCUUCAGCUACUUUCUCAGACCAAGAAUGGCGCGAUCUUUGUUCUCAAAUCCGGUCUUUUCGAGUCAGUGCGAGAGUCACAAUUGUUCUCUGCUGAUCCCGACAUUGGCAUAGAUAUUGACAACCCCGAUUCCCUACGAAAGUUCUACGAUCUCCUUUUAUCUGUGAUCCGUGUCAUCGUAUCUGCGGUCUUCUCUCGGGGAGUGCACAAUGAGCAGAUCAAGGCCCAAACUCGAGCCUUUAUCGCUGAAAACCGGCCAUGCAUGGUGGGAGUGUUCAAGCGAUUUGCCAGGAUUGGGGGUGAUGCACCGGUUGGCCACCAGGACGCCUUGUGUGAACUUGUCAAGUCUUUUAUGGCACUUGUGGCGGCCUCUGAUUACGUCGAAUUUGAAGAAUCAGAGGUGCAGCAAACUGUUCGGCCUGGCUUAUUUUCAUGA